Salvia splendens (bonfire salvia) is the source of this 1823-nucleotide messenger RNA. Its product is annotated as glutamyl-tRNA reductase 1, chloroplastic. Gene Ontology annotation, biological process: tetrapyrrole biosynthetic process. Gene Ontology annotation, molecular function: glutamyl-tRNA reductase (NADP+) activity; NADP binding. NCBI's taxonomy places the organism in Eukaryota, Viridiplantae, Streptophyta, Magnoliopsida, Lamiales, Lamiaceae. The record is from RefSeq and is a predicted model, not a curated record. The transcript is spliced from 3 exons. Bases 132 to 1727 code for a protein of 531 amino acids.
AACUGCCAAUUCAACCACGAGGCCGCAGCUCCCUCCACAUUUUUGCGGCGUCAGAUCAAAAUCACUUGCAUAACCCUCGAUUUUUCUCUCCUUCAGUUCCACUCAAUUCAUCGCAAUAUUAUCCGUUAAAAAUGUCUGUUUCGACUGCAUUUGUGAGGGCAAAGCUCGAAGCUUUGCCUGUCAGAACUACGGCGUCGUCGUCGAUGUCCUCAUCCACUGCUCCUCGAUCCAGGCUAGCGGCGCCGAUCAGGAGGAACUGGGGAAUGAUCAAGUGCGAGGCCGCGCCGGACGCUCUGGCGGACCCGGCAAAUGCCGCUUCGAGCUUAUCGGCUCUCGAACAGCUCAAGGCCUCCGCCGCUGAUAGAUACACGAAAGAAAGAAGCAGCAUUGCAGUGAUUGGUCUGAGUAUCCACACUGCACCUGUUGAAAUGCGGGAGAAACUCGCUAUCCCUGAGGCAGAGUGGCCAAGAGCUAUAAGCGAGCUCUGUGAUUUGAAUCAUAUCGAAGAGGCCGCUGUUCUGAGUACUUGUAACAGGAUGGAAAUCUACGUGGUUGCUCUUUCUCGCCACCGAGGGGUUAAAGAAGUCACUGAAUGGAUGUCCAAGACUAGUGGAAUCCCAUCUUCAGAGAUCUGUGAGCACCGUUUUCUACUUUAUGAUCAAGAUGCGACUCAACACAUCUUUGAAGUGUCGGCUGGACUGGAUUCCUUGGUGUUAGGUGAAGGUCAAAUUCUGGCUCAAGUGAAGCAAGUAGUUAAAGUUGGGCAGGGAGUAGUGGGGUUUGGACGGAACAUAAGCGGUCUCUUUAAACAUGCGAUCACUGUGGGGAAGCGGGUUAGAACCGAGACGAACAUUGCAGCUGGUGCAGUUUCCGUGAGCUCAGCUGCUGUGGAGUUGGCUUUGAUGAAACUCCCCGAAGUCUCACAUUCCACUGCUAGAAUUUUAGUUGUUGGAGCAGGAAAAAUGGGAAAGCUGGUGAUCAAACACUUGGCUGCCAAAGGGUGUACGAAGAUAGUGGUAGUGAAUCGAAGUGAAGACAGAGUCUCUGCCAUUCGUGAGGAGAUCAAGGAUGUUGAGAUCAUCUACAAACCUCUUACUGAGAUGCUAACUUGCACCGCACAAGCAGAUGUAGUUUUCACAAGCACUGCAUCGGAGACUCCUCUGUUUCUGAAAGAGCACGUUGUAGACCUCCCCCCGGUUUCUCCAAACGCAGGGGGUUUGAGGCUAUUUGUCGACAUCUCUGUCCCAAGAAACGUAGGUGCAUGUCUCAAUGAUCUCGAGACUGCACGAGUGUACAAUGUGGAUGACCUUAAGGAGGUCGUCGCUGCUAAUAAAGAAGACCGUCUACGUAAAGCAAUGGAAGCUCAGGCCAUUAUAGCAGAAGAGUCGAAGCAAUUUGAAGCCUGGCGCGAUUCACUGGAGACAGUGCCAACCAUCAAGAAACUGAGGGCAUAUGCUGAAAGAAUAAGAGGUGCAGAGCUGGAAAAAUGCUUGUCGAAAAUGGGAGACGAUGUUCCAAAGAAGACAAAGAAGGGUGUUGAGGAUCUCAGCAGAGGGAUCGUCAACAAGCUUCUACACGGGCCGAUGCAACACCUGAGGUGUGACGGGAGCGACAGCCGCACUCUGACCGAGACACUCGAGAACAUGCAUGCUCUUAACAGCUUCUUGGAAAAUCUUUCCCUCGUUAAUGUUACGUUACCUUUGAAGUUUAACACAGUUUUCAUCUAAUAUGUGAGUAUUAAGGUGUCGAGUUUGUGAUUUGUCCAUGUAUACCUCUUCGUAAGAAUUUUAUUUGUAGAUAUACAAGCUUUAAGUUUUUUUUAA